Molecule: messenger RNA, 1347 nt
Organism: Photinus pyralis (common eastern firefly)
Lineage: Eukaryota; Metazoa; Arthropoda; Insecta; Coleoptera; Lampyridae
Product: WD repeat-containing protein 92-like
Exons: 5
Coding region: 39-1112 (357 amino acids)
Molecular function (GO): ubiquitin binding
Source: RefSeq, a predicted model, not a curated record
UCAACACGUUCUCGUGUUUUCGACAUUUAAAAUAAAUAAUGGAGCAACUUGCAAAACCACAAAUAAUAUGUCAUCUUGAGAAGGACGUAAAUUAUUCCGUACACGAAGUUAAAUGGAUUCCAUCCUCGGCGAAAUUUGUCGCGAUGGGCGGAAAGUCCAAUGGCACCGGCAUUGUGGAAAUCUACGCCAUGAGCGGCGAUGGACUUGAAAAAAUCAGCGAGUUCGCCAAAGCAGAUCAAUUUAAGUGCGGCACAUUUGAAGCUUCCAGUUUGAGGGCACGCCACUUGGCUACGGGCGAUUUCGGAGGAAGAUUACAAGUAUGGGAUUUAGAAGACUCACUACUUCCCGUGUAUAAAUCGACAAAGCAUACAGCAAUAAUCAAUUCAAUAGAUGGUAUAGCCGGAACGAAAGUCGGAUGCGGUGCGCCGGAAUUAGUAACAGGAUCUCGCGACGGAUCUGUAAUGGUGUGGGAUGUUCGACAGAAGGAUAUUCCUGUAGCCAAGUUUCUACCUAGCGAGGGAACGGCGGCGAGAGAUUGUUGGGUUGUUGCAUUCGGUAACUCCUACAAUUCUGAGGAGCGGGUCGUUUGCGCUGGAUAUGACAAUGGGGAUGUGAAGAUGUUCGAUUUAAAAAGUAUGUCCUUACGUUGGUCCAAAUGCUUGAAAAAUGGAGUUGUUGGGCUUCAGUUUGAUCGCAAGGAUAUACCCAUGAACAAACUAGUUGCGACAACUUUGGAAUCUAAACUUUACUGCUUUGACGUACGUACACAGCAUCCUAAGAAAGGUUUCGCGCAAGUAACUGAAAAAGCGCACGGAUCCACAGUUUGGUCGGUAAAGCAUUUACCACAAAAUCGAGAAAUAUUCAUGACAACGGGAGGCGCGGGCUCUUUAUGUUUAUGGAAAUACAACUACCCACAUAAGCGUGUCGACAAGGAUGGUGAUGGUCUUGAAAUGGGCGUGCCAGGAGAGUUGAGUUUGUUACAAAAUAGUACAGUCUCCACACAGCCCAUUACAUCAUUCGAUUGGUGUAAUGAUAAAAUUGGUUUAUCGGUUUGCUCAGCAUAUGAUCAAACUGUGAGGGUACUAAUUACAACAAAACUGAAUCUAUACUAGGAUGUAUCUUUGUAAUUGUUCACUAAUUAUGUAAGGCUUUCCUACUUUGAUUUUUUGCUAUUUCUAGAUUCAUUAAUAAUUGUAUACAUGAGCAAACCAUGUUCAUAAACAAUUGCAAUUUUUAACAGUAAACCUGAGGGUAAACAAAAAAAUCGCUUGCUGAAAGUGUAAGAGUAGGUACCUAAAAGAACACUCAAAAGUGCCUUUGGGACUAGGGUAAAAAAUCUUCUUCUUU